GAUACAAUGGCGUGAAAGAAUCGUCCCGAGAUAAUUUCCUAAUUUUCUCUGAUGAUAAAGGAAUUACGCGAACAGAUCACCCACUUUCCCUUGGCUUCUCAUGCACUCCAUCAACGGAUCCAUCCAUUCGCGACGACGGCCGUCAGCGCCGUCAUCGUCGUCAUCGUCGUAGAUUAACAGGUAGGGACCGUUUCGCCACUCCCGCCGUUCGAUCUGUCGGCCGGGGUGAGGAAGGGCGGUGCGGAUACGGACGGAGGGAAGGUGCGGAGAGCCCGGGCUAUUUAUAGCAUCAUAGGUCUUUCGUGGGAGGAUCGAGUGGGACGAGGCUGCGCGACAACCGGUGGCGGCGGCGGCGGCGGUGGCGAGCAGGGAGGUGGAAACGUGUCAGGGGUGGCGUUCGAGGAAUCCAAGGGAGACGGCAGUCUAGGGUCUUCGAGAGGAAGGGGAAAGCGCAGAAGCGAGAGAGGGCAAAGCGAGGAGAGGCAAGGCGAUGAAGAUCUUCAACUCGUUGCAUCGAUUGUCUCUCGAAAGACUGUCGUUCUGAAAAAAAAAUGGCUACGCUCUUGACGAGAAAUUACUUUCGAAAUUUACGAGCGAAACGCGACUCUAGUGGACAACAAUCUGGCCGAGUUUACACGUGGUGCAACGAUAUUAGAAGGUCGCGUGGAUGGAAGGGGAUCCUGAAGAACAGUCUAGGUGUACUUGCGAGCGUGGGUGCCACCUGCGGUGCAUUUUUAUACUUCCUGGACCGAUCGGUCCGAGCCGCGCAGCCGGUCGCUCGCCUGCCCAGCUAUCCCUGGGACUUUGAAGGCUUUUUCACGUCCCUGGACCAUUCGGCGGUGCGACGGGGCUGGCAGGUCUACAGGAGCGUGUGUCACACGUGCCACAGUCUGCGCUACGUACGAUUCAUGGAUUUGAUCGACGUGUCACAUACGGCGGACGAGGUCAAGGCCAUCGCUGCCGAGUUCGAGAUUGAAGAUGGACCGGACGAAGAGGGAAACUAUUAUACGAGACCUGGAAAAUUGUCCGACUUAUUGCCACUUCCUUUUCCGAACGAUGAAGCAGCCAGAGCGGCCAAUUUCGGCGCGUAUCCACCGGAUCUGACCUACAUUAUUUUCAGUAAAUGGAACGGUAGGAAUUAUUUGUUUUCGUUCCUCACGGGAUGGAUGGAGCCGCCUGCAGGUGUAUCUUUGACCGACCAGCAAUAUUUCAAUGCCUAUUUUCCAGGAAAUGUAAUCGGGAUGGCACAGAUGCUAUUCGAAGGAGCAGUGGAGUAUGACGAUGGUACCCCGGCAACGACGUCACAAAUGGCAAAAGACCUAGUUGAAUUUUUAAGCUGGACUUCUUCGCAAAAUUUUGACACACGCAAGCAAAUGGUCAUCAAGGUAAUAGGAAUCUGUCUUAUAAUGUUGGCUUCGAUUGGUCACCAUAUGAGGUACACUUGGUCGACAUUGAGAAGCAGACAAAUCGCAUACAUACCCAAGGGAAAAUAUUAAGAAAUAUUCUAGACAAUAGAUAUUUAGCUCGAAUCUCCAAAUAAGGAAAAUUAUUUAUCGAUAUUGAAAAAGAGGAAUAGUAAGUAAAAUCAUUUCGAAUAUUUCAUUCGCAUAAAGAUUUGAUCCGCAUAAAAAUUAAUUAAUAACGAUAUAAUUCUUCUUAGAUUCAAAUUGCUCAAAUAUUUAGCUGAUAAAAAGAUGACAAGAAUCGUAAUGAAAAAACGUAAAACAGAUAGUUUUAAAAACAUCUCUUCAGUACUUUAUACUUGUGCACAUUUAACUAGUAAA
Camponotus floridanus (Florida carpenter ant) is the source of this 1784-nucleotide messenger RNA. RefSeq names its product cytochrome c1, heme protein, mitochondrial. Bases 552 to 1496 code for a protein of 314 amino acids. Gene Ontology annotation, molecular function: heme binding; electron transfer activity. Gene Ontology annotation, biological process: mitochondrial electron transport, ubiquinol to cytochrome c. The transcript is spliced from 4 exons. Lineage: Eukaryota; Metazoa; Arthropoda; Insecta; Hymenoptera; Formicidae. The record is from RefSeq and is a predicted model, not a curated record.